Neocloeon triangulifer is the source of this 1720-nucleotide messenger RNA. Its product is annotated as zinc finger protein 600-like. Lineage: Eukaryota; Metazoa; Arthropoda; Insecta; Ephemeroptera; Baetidae. The coding region runs from base 361 to 1554 and encodes 397 amino acids. The transcript has 3 exons. The record is from RefSeq and is a predicted model, not a curated record.
CUUUGGAGAAGAAGGUCGCUGCAGAUUUUUUGCUCCCUCCAUCCUGCUCCGCACUUUAAGCUACAAAUAACUGUCAAAAGAAGCGAAUCUUAUUGUUAGGUCGAGGGAUUAAUUCUUUUUGAGCUACACUUUUUGAAGGUGCCGAAAUGCUCAAGAGGAAUUUAUAUUGUUGCAUCGAUCCGUCUCCCGCUAGUGCCGCCGCUUUAAUCCUACCCUCGCGUCAUUAUUAUAAGGAAAAAAAGCACCACCACCGCCACCCGUUUUUCAUUUGAUGAUUGCAUCGCAUACGGAGUGAGACCUUCGUAGGCGACGGACGUGCGGUUUCCUUCCAGCUCUGCUUUGAAUAACUACAACUUCACUAUGCAAAUUCCUCCAAAUCCGGCUAAAAGUGAGUUGAAAAUGAGCGGCUCUGCAGGUUUGGACAACAAUCGGAAUCACUCUCAAAUAAUUGAAAAGAAAAUUAAGCUAGAAGAGCUAAAGUGCGUUUUUUGUGACGUGAAAUUCGCACUCGACGCUGAGGAUUCCUACUUUCAACAUUUGGAGGCGAAAAUGUGCAACGUGUGCUCGGACACGUUCGACUGCAACUCCAAAUUGGUCGAGCACCGAAAGUUGUGCCAAAAAGUGCAGGUAAAGCCAAAGUGGAAGUGCGAUUUGUGUUCGCGCAUUCUCGAUAUGAAAUCGAGAGGGAAUCACAAAACCGUCCGGAAGUGCAAAAAGUGCGGUUUGGAAUUGGCGUGCGGAGGAAUUGCAGCGAAACACAAUGUCCAAUGCAAGAAGAAAAAACGGAUGCAGAAUGGAAAGGUCGCAGUGAAAUGGACCAAAUGCAAUGAAUGCGGCGAUUUUUACUCGUCUGACAAAAACCAUUUGGGCAAAGAAGCGACCUGUCACAAAUGCAAAACAAAAUUUGCAUGUCGGAGCCGAUGUCUUGAACAUCAGCGUCUCGUAUGCUUCAAAGAUCUCACUUGCGAUUUUUGCGGACUCUUUUGUGUGUCAAAAACUAGACUAGAAACGCACGCCAAAAAGAGGAACUGUUUGAAUUGCGAUCACGUCAGUUGUUGUUACAAACUGUUCAAUGCACACAAAUGUGAAGAGAGUGACAAAGAAACGGAGGAAGAAAAAGUUUCAGAGGAUGAAAAUUCGACCGUUUCGGUAGAAGAACCAGUCGUGGCCCCCUUGCUGAUCAAAAAGUGCGCCUUUUGCAAGCAUUUGUGCAACUCGGAGGAAGCUUUUGAGUGUCACACCAGGCAAACCAAAUGUCCUCAUUGCAAAUUUCCGCAGCCGUGCAACACCCUUUUGGCCCAUCACUUGAACGUGUGUCGUUUCGAGGGAGAAGAGCCGGAGGAAUUUCAAUGCGGCGAGUGCGAAAAGGUUUUCAAAAGGAGGCACAAACUGGAGUCGCACAAGCGGCGCCGACACGUGCAGCGCUCGAGUAUUUUGGCCGCGGAGGCAAUUUUGGGAAUGGUGGAGAAGAAGAUUAUCCAGACGGCCGAGAGGAAUAUUAUUAAUAAAUUAAUUGUUAAAAGUGAACCGAUUCCUGUAAUUGAUAUUGAUUAAAAAAGCAUGUAAAAAAUUAUAUUGAUUGUGGAUUUUUAAAAAUUUUUACUACUAUAAUGAAGAGUUGUACGAAAUCGAUAUAUUAUUUGUUAAAAAAAACAGCCCAAAUCAUAAGUUUGGUGUUUACAAACGUUAACUGAAUUUUUUGUAUUUUAUCAUGAAUUUG